CCACAUAUCCGGUAAAAUGUAAACAAUCGGUAGUUUGCGACGGAGUUCACAGUGUCGAAGGCAAGGGUGAAUAAUAAACAUAAAAAAAUAAAAAUAAUGAUAUUUAAUGAAUAUAACCAUCAUGGUAGUGAUGCAUAUUCAUGAACAACAACAACAAAAUCACACCAGCAGGCUGUUGCUCUUUGCUCAGGUGUUGAAAGGUCACUCAGCCAACACUGAAAAGGACAAGUUACACCUUGGUGGCUACAUAAGGCAUACUCCAUGGCUGCUGUGGGCACUUGGUCCUUCUCCCUCCCUGCAGUAGAAAGAAUGCGGUGCAUGAUUCUAGCUGGACAAAAUUCCACUGAUGUUGUAGAGAACGCAAUAGCAGAUGUCGAGAAUGAUGUGCAGACAGGUCGUUAUAUAGUUGGAAGAGGAGGCUUCCCUAAUAGCAAGGGAAUAGUUGAAUGUGAUGCAGCAGUAAUGGAAGGUGUGCCUGGGAGAUUUGGGGCAGUAGCUGCAUUGCGCGGUGUAGGGCAGCCAAGUCGGGUUGCACGCAAAGUAAUGGAGAGAAGUCCUCACAGCUUUUUAGUUGGUGAAGGAGCUGAAGCUUUUGCACGGGAACAGGGUUUUACCAUUGAGCCUAAUAACGACAUGCCCUCAGCCUAUGCAGCUACUGCAUAUCAGGAAUUUCUUGAAAACGGGACACAAGUAAGAGGCCAUGAUACUAUUAGUCUCAUUGCUUUGGAUCUUACAGGAAACAUAACUGUUGGGGUUUCUACAUCAGGAAAACCCUUUAAGGCUCCAGGGAGAGUGGGGGACUCUUCACUUCCUGGCUGUGGCCUAUAUGCUGACCACACAGUGGGUGCUGCAGCAGCAACAGGCGAUGGAGACAAAAUCAUGUGCUACUGUCCUAGCUUUCACAUUGUACAGCUGAUGAGACAGGGUUUGUCUCCUAAAGAAGCCUGUUGUUCUGUCCUGGCUGAUAUAAAGAAAAGAACAGCAGAAGACAAAUGCUUUGAGAUUGGGCUUAUUGCCUUAAACCUGAAGGGAGAUGUUGGUGCAGCCUCCUCAGUGGAAUUCCCAUAUGCUUUCUGGAACCAGGGAAUGGAUUCAGUAGAAAAACAUGUCCUUUCUUAUUAAAUUUCCUCUUCAGUCCCAACAUUACCAAUGUAUAGAAUUUCAAGAGAUAAAAAUCUAGUAUUGCAUUAUGAUUUGUACAGCUUAUACCUUAUGAAAAAAUAUUAUGUAUACGUAAUUGCUACUGUAGUAAAGUAUUUAGAAAUAUAAUUAAUUGUAUAUAUAUAGUGUAUGUUGUUACAGUAUGUUGUAUAUAUAUUUCUGAUACAGCUCUGGAAAAAACAAGAGACCACUGAAAAAUAAUCAGUUUCUUAUGUUUUUUUCUUACAGGUGCAUGUAUUGGUGAGAUGAACAGUUUUGUUUCAUUUUUUGUGAACUGCUGACAAUAUUUCUCCUAAAUUCAAAAUAUAACUAUUGUUAUUUAGAGUGUAUAUUUAAAGGAAAUGACAACACAUCAAAAUAACCCAAGAUCAUGCAGUAUUUGCAGAGCUUUAAUAACUCAAAUAAAACAAAAUGCAAAUAAUUUGUAAACAAAUUGUGUUAAUGCUUUGGCUAAAUAACAUUAAGAAAUUAGUAUGUGGUGAAAUAACCCUGAUUUGCAUGUGUUUUGGCUCCAUGCUCUCCACCAGUUUUUCACGUUGGGGAACUUUAUAUCACUCUAUUUGCAAAAAAGCAAACAGCUCAGUUUUGCUUGAUGGUUUGUGACCAUCCAUCUUCCUCUUGAUGACAUUCCAGAGGUUUUCAAUAGGGUUCAAAUCUGGAGAUUGGGCAGUGGUCUCUUAUUUUUUCCAGAGCUGUAUAUGAAUUGUCUAAUAUUGUUGGAAUUCCUUAUUGUAGGGAAUAACCUGAUCAGAUUCAGGAUUAUCUAUCUAUCUAUCUAUCUAGAUAGAUAGAUAGAUAGAUAGAUAGAUAGAUAGAUAGAUAGAUAGAUAGAUAGAUAGAUACUUUAUUCAUCCCAAUGGGAAAUUUACGUCUUCCAGCAGUAUCCACAAGCAUAGGUAAUAAAGUAAUAAAUAAAAAGAUAUAACAGAUAGAUUAGAUAUAUAACAAAAAAUACUAAAUACUGGAAUUUAAGGGUACAAUAUAUAUAUAUAUAACAAGAUAUAAUAAAAUAAAAUAUAAAAAAAAAUUCAGAUUCCUCAUUUCUCUCUCAUACACACACACGGAGGUUAUUGAUCAGUGAUUCAUAUUCACACCAGUCUAUGCCACGUUUCACUAAUGACGUAAUUUUUACCUCUUAUGAUAGAGGGCAGGAUUGCAGUAGUAGCGAGUGAGACGGCCUAACAACUAUGAACUCAUUA
Molecule: messenger RNA, 2360 nt
Organism: Hemibagrus wyckioides
Lineage: Eukaryota; Metazoa; Chordata; Actinopteri; Siluriformes; Bagridae
Exons: 11
Coding region: 262-1122 (286 amino acids)
Biological process (GO): protein deglycosylation
Molecular function (GO): N4-(beta-N-acetylglucosaminyl)-L-asparaginase activity
Source: RefSeq, a predicted model, not a curated record